This is a messenger RNA of Dovyalis caffra, 180 nucleotides long. The record is from the annotation of a GenBank genome assembly. NCBI's taxonomy places the organism in Eukaryota, Viridiplantae, Streptophyta, Magnoliopsida, Malpighiales, Salicaceae.
AUGGAGAGAGAUACAAAGCAUCAGCUGCGACUAAAAAACAGCAAGAGUACAAGAGCAGCAGAAAAUUCUACGUCGAUCAAUGAGUCUUUUUGUGAGGAAACUAGAAUUCAAUUCAGGAAUCUCACUUGCAGCCGAAAGGUUUUGCACUUGGAAGAGACUUUGUUAGUGCUAACAAGGUAG